GGUGCGGAUCUUUGGAUUCAAGAUUGUGAAGUUCAUUCAAGUACCUUGUCAUAUUUGUGGUUCGGCAGCCCAUCGCCUCUCCAGUCACCAGAAAUCCUUUCCCAGAAAGCCUUUCCCAGAAAGCAACUUAAUCUCAGAUCAACAACCUGGAGAAACCUCAUCUGGAUUCAUAUCAGAGCUGUCUUAAAAAACCAAAGUUUGCAUCAUCUCGACCAAUUUCGUCAGACUUUGAACGAGUCAUCUGACUCUUCAACGCUUGGAAGUUUAUCAGCCGUUCGCCAUAGCAACCCAAACUGGUUAAGUGUUUAGUUUUUGUCUUGAGUCUGGUAUCGGGGGUGACGGCGCUUCAGCCAGACAGUCAUCGUCUAUGGUACAGCUUUUCUCAAAGUGUUGGCUGAGGGUUCGGACAUCCCUGCGUCGAUUGGCCUGCAGUCAUCAUCAGCCCUGCUGCAUCGACGCUAACGUCAUGUUUUCACUGAAAAAGUCCCCAAGCGAGGAGCUUGUUGGGGGAGGGUCAGACAACCGUAACUGGCGAGGCAUCGCGAUAUCCUUGGUGGUCAUACUACUGAUUGUUUCAUUAAUUGUCAUUGCGGUCUUCAUUGUUAUGCCAGGUGAAGACUGGCAUCUACCCAAGGAAUUUCUGUUUGAUGACAUUUUCAAUGAAACCUUCAAACCCAAACACUAUGACGUGCAGUGGCUGUCUGGGAGUAAAUAUGUGCACAAGGAUAACUACAACAACAUCAUCUGGAAGGAUCUACAGCUGGAUCAGUCUGGUGUCCUCCUCACAAAUAGAACUCUGGAUGAGGAAGGUGGCACUAAGUUCUGGGUCAACUCUGACAUGACGCACAUCCUACUGGCUUGCAGUGUCAGGGACCUAUAUCGACAUAGCUUCUAUGCCAAGUACAAGCUGUAUAACAUUGAGACCGGGUCCUCAGUUGGUCUGACUGCUCCUGGAUUGAAAGAGACCGUUGACCUACGCUAUGCUGCGUGGGUACCAGGUGGCUCUGCAUUGAUAUACGUGUACAAGAACGACAUGUACUACUUAGAGUCUAUUCCACAUGGCGAUGAGAAAGUACCGGUUGGUGAUACAGCAGUGAGGAUUACUGAGACGGGGGAGGAAGGGACCAUCUUUAAUGGUAUCCCUGACUGGGUCUAUGAGGAGGAGCUACUGAGCCGUGAUAAUGCCAUCUACUGGUCCUCAGACGGUACCAAACUGGUCUACGCAUCCUUCAAUGAUACCGAUGUAGAUAAGGCCAGGUACCCUAAGUAUGAGAACCUACGCUAUAGCGAGCUGGAAGAGUUUAGCUAUCCUAAGGCGGGGUACCAGAACCCAACUGUCUCCCUUCAAGUUACCAGCAUUGCAGAUCUUGGCAACCAGGUCACUCUAGUGCCGCCAGACACCAUCAGUAAAAGGGAUUACUACUACCAUCACGUAGUCUGGGUUAACGACGAUCUAAUUGCCGUGACGUGGCUGAACCGCCCACAGAACUACUCCGUCCUGACGCUAUGCCGUGUGGAUUCAGGAGCUUGUCAGAUCAACUACGAGUAUGAAACACCUGGUGGAUGGAUCGUGGAUCGAGGAGCUCCCAAAUUUUCGGAGGGAUCAUCUCCAAUUGACUAUGUCAGGAUCCUACCUCAGAGGGAAGUGGCUCAUGGGAACUUUUACCAUGUCGCACUAGUGACUACUGACGAAUCCCCAGGUAGAGUGACCUUUCUGACCCAAGGUACCUGGGAGGUCACGUCCAUCGUUGCCUACAGCCAAUCAGACAAGUUAGUGUAUUACAUCAGCACGGAACAAUCUAUCCGAAGCAGAGAAUUAUACAGUGUUAGCACUGAGAGGCCUUUUACACGUCGCUGCUUAUCCUGCGAUCUGCAUGUGAAUUGCACCUACUACGAUACCUCCUUCAGUCCUGACAACUCCUGGUACAAGCUGAACUGUCUGGGACCCGGCAUCCCUCGCACAACGCUGCACCAGACUAGCACAGACCGUGUACUGGUGGUGGAGACCAACGAGGCACUGACUAAGGCCUUAGAAGGCAAGGCCUACCCUAAUAAGACCUUCUAUGAGAUCCAAGUCGGGGAGUACAAACUCCCGAUUCAGAUGUGGAUCCCUCCGAAGAUGGACCUUAACAGGAAGCACCCGAUACUGGUUCACGUCUACGGGGGACCGGGCUCGCAGAUGGUCAACGAUCGAUUUGAGUUGGGCUGGAAUGCUUACCUGUCCAGCAAGUAUUUCGUCAUUGUGGUCAAUAUCGAUGGACGGGGAUCUGGGUUCCAAGGAGAGAAACAUUUGUAUCAGAUCUAUAAACGGUUUGGAACGGUGGAAGUACAAGACCAGGUCAUUGGUGUCAGGCAUAUCCUAAAGAUGUUCCCCUACAUCAACAGCACCAAGGUUGGCAUCUGGGGAUGGUCGUAUGGCGGCUUUGCAGCUUCAAUGGCCCUCAGCUCUGAAAAUGACAUCUUCAAGUAUGGCAUUGCUGUCGCGCCAGUCACAGACUUCAGAUACUAUGAUUCCAUCUACACUGAGCGCUACAUGGGUCUCCCUGAAUCAUGUGACAAUAUGGAAGGAUAUAAGCACACCAACGUUUCAGCGAGAGCUCGGAAUAUCAAAGGAUUCAACUUCCUCUUAGUCCAUGGGACAGCAGAUGACAACGUUCACUUCCAGAAUUCGGCUGAUUUUGUACGGUCAUUAGUCCAAGAAGAAGUUGUUCUCAGAACACAGUUCUAUCCGGACCAGCGACAUUCCUUGGAUGAUUCGCACGUACAACGCCACCUCUAUGAUAUCAUGUCGGACUUUGUCAAUAAUAGCAUACAAAGGAAAUACCUGAACACAGAACUACAUGUAUAGUCCACUCUGUUGAUCCUAGGCUCCCUUGCAUGCUAUUAGAAGCUCCAUUUUGAUAUACUUCAAAUGAUUCUAUAUAUGAGUUGUAUAAAUCGGAAGGUUGAUGGUAAUGUUCUGGAGAAGGUAAAGAGCGCCCUCUACUAUAUGCUGUCUGUCAGUGUGAGGUUUGCUAAGCUGGAAAUACAGUAUAGUCGUGAAAACCUGCAUCACAUAAAGCAUGUAUGAAUGGACCUGCAUAGGCCCAUGAGUGCAUCACAUAAAGCAUGUAUGAAUGGACCUGCAUAGGCCCAUGAGUGCAUCACAUAAAGCAUGUAUGAAUGGAUCUGCAUAGGCCCAUGAGUGCAUCACAUAACGCAUGUAUGAAUGGACCUGCAUAGGCCCAUGAGUGCAUCGUAUAACGCCUAUAUGAAUGGACCUGCAUAGGCCCAUGAGUGCAUCACAUAACGCAUGUAUGAAUGGACCUGCAUAGGCCCAUGAGUGCAUCACAUAACGCCUAUAUGAAUGGACCUGCAUAGGCCCAUGAAUGCAUCACAUAAUGCAUACAAUGGACCUGCAUAGGCCCAUGAGUGCAUCGUAUAACACAUGUAUGAAUGGACCUGAACACAUCUUCAAAAUGAAUGUGUGCAUCAAGGGUCAUUAUCUUCCUAACAGACUGCAGAGGGCAUAAUUUUGUGUUUAAGACUGAAAGAAGAAUGUUUGCUGUCUUCAGCAUGAGUUUUUGCCUACGAUUCUUAAGCAAAAAUUUGCUUGAAAUGUAGCACGCGGUGGUCAACUCCUACAUGUAUAUCACCUCUGUCAUACAGACAGUGGUUCUAUUUCCCCCCCCCCCCCCCUCCCCCCAAGAAAAACACCCGGGGGCGUAUCCAGAAGGGGCAGGGAGGCAAAUGUUUUGCGGUAUUCGCAACGAAUGACGGAUAAACACGCAGGGAGGGAGGCCGGAAAUAUCUAUCGGUGACCCCGCUUGCAGUGAGCAAGGCCAGAAAUAUGAGUGUGCUGCCCAAGGGCGAUGGCUUCAACCCGCCUGGCUUGAGGUCGAGUGAAAAUAAAUCCCAUGCCUCGUACUGUUCUUGCCAAAGUAAUUCCAGCGCGCAGUGGUUAAAGUCCUAGAGCUUUUAGCAAACAUUCAUGAAUUGUUGUCUUGUCGCAUUGUAUUUGAAUACAGAGUACUAUUCAAAUAAUAUUUCUUCUGUUUUUAAAUGACUACUUUGUAACAUUCCUGUAUGUAAAAAGUGUACAUACAAUAUUUGUACUUGACAGAUUGUAUAUAUUGCAUGUAUGUAAUGCCAGUUUUAUGCUAAAAAGCACAAUUAAAGUAUUAAUGUAUUGAAAUGAUGGACAAGUUCAUUUUUUACUUGGGUUUGAGUGGUUUAAAUUUACUUUCAAUGUCAGUUUUAAGAAGAAAUUUGAUAGUAUUUUAGCGUGAAGGAUCACAGGGUUGUUUUUGAAGAAGUAAAUUAUCAUUUCAGAGUAAAAAAAAAACAAAAAAAACGAAUGGCAGUUUAUACAUGCACCGAUAUCAAAUUUCACUUCAAUAAUAUCAGCAUGUAUAAUGAGGGUCAAACUGUGUGAAAUAUCCAAAUAUAUAGCAAAAAUCUUCUUUCUACUGUAUAAAGUUUUUUGGGAACUCAUUGUUUGGGAUCUGAUCAUAGAGAUGUACUUGCAUCAUGCUAAAAAUAACUUGUGUUUUUCUUUAUUUGACAGUACUUCCAAAACUGCAAGAGGUUAUAUGCCAAGUUAAAUGUAUAUAUUAAUGCAAUUUAUAUAUUGUUAUCCUUGUACUUGUUUGCAUCUAUGUGGUUCAAGUGGUCAAUGAGGACAAUUCCAAAUGGCAUUUUACAAAAAUCAUGUUGCAAAUGGAUUUCUUUUACCAUAUUUCUGUGAGAAUACACGUCAGUCAUGAAAGUAAUAAAAAAUAAAACAUGAGAGAAA
This is a messenger RNA of Patiria miniata (bat star), 4774 nucleotides long. RefSeq names its product dipeptidyl aminopeptidase-like protein 6. The coding region runs from base 368 to 2848 and encodes 826 amino acids. Gene Ontology annotation, molecular function: dipeptidyl-peptidase activity; serine-type peptidase activity. The record is from RefSeq and is a predicted model, not a curated record. Gene Ontology annotation, biological process: proteolysis. The transcript has 18 exons. Lineage: Eukaryota; Metazoa; Echinodermata; Asteroidea; Valvatida; Asterinidae.